AUGGCUUUGAGGAUACUCAACUUGACCACAAGUUCUUCUGGAUGUGAACGGAAUUGGAGUGUUUUUGAACAAGUGGAUGCUAAGAGGAGAAAUAAACUAGAUGUAAGUCGUAGGGACAAUCUAGUUUAUAUCCAAUUCAAUGGAAGAAUGAUGGACAAAAGAAAGAAAUGUUCCUCCUCUCGUGAUGUUCUCCUUGGUGAAGAUGCUUCCAUGGCACAAGAUUGGAUAUGUGAAGAUGCAUAUGUUGAGGACGAGGUUGAUCCCGACACCACCAUUGAUGAUGAAGUGGGAGCCACCGAGGCUAUAGAGCCUCGUAGGAGUGCAAGAGUGAGAGAACUCCAUGAAGUAGAAGAAUUUGUUGCUGAUGAAGAUUCAGAAAAUGAGAUUGCUUUGGAAGAGGAGAUAGAAUUUGAGUCUGAUAAUGAUGAGAUGAUUGAAACAAAUGAGGACGAGGAUGAGGACGAGGACACAACACAACCUUAA
This is a messenger RNA of Triticum urartu, 483 nucleotides long. RefSeq lists its product as uncharacterized. Gene Ontology annotation, molecular function: protein dimerization activity. The record is from RefSeq and is a predicted model, not a curated record. Lineage: Eukaryota; Viridiplantae; Streptophyta; Magnoliopsida; Poales; Poaceae.